GCAUAUGAAAAGCGCUGCUACAAGUGCGGAGAAAUACAUAGAAGUAAAUGCCCAGCUCUGGGAGUGAGGUGCAACAACUGUAAAAGAAUGAACCAUUUCGCUAAAAUGUGCAAAAACAAAAAAGCAUACAUAAGAAAUGUCGACGUCUCUUCUGAUUAUGAUGAGCUUUCGGACGACACAGCCCAGUUAUUUAUUGGGAUGGUGCACAUACAACAAGCUUAUGCAGUUUCGUCGUCAUCAGAGCAAGUAGAUCGAUGGAUAGUGCCUAUUCACAUCAACGGUACAUCUGUGCAAUGUCAAAUAGACACAGGUGCACAAGCAAAUAUAAUUUCAAAGCAGCUGUUCGAAAAAAUUUGCAGUGGAGUUAAAGUAAUGAAGUCAUCCACAAAAAUCAUGACAUUCAGCAGAGAAGUUCUUCCAGUCAUUGGGUAUUGCAACUUAAAUUGUCAACACAGAGGUCAUCACUACAAAAUUCUUUUUUACGUGCUGAAUUUAAAGUGUCAAGCUAUUAUUGGUCUUCAGUCGUCUAUUAAACUUAAUUUAAUCAAAAAGAACAACUUCUAAAGGCACUUUACCUUCUCCGUCUGAAUUGCUUAUGUCAAGAAAAUUAAGAACAAAAAUUCCUGUGUCCACAAACAUUUUAAAACCAACUUUAGUUAAUGUCCACAAAUAUAAACAGUUAGUUCAACAAAAAACUCAAAAAACACAAAGAUACUACAAUAAAAAUGCUCGAGACUUGAAACCAAUUGAACCGGGUGAAAACAUUUAUUAUAAGAAGAAUCCGACAUCUGUUUGGAUUCCAGGAAGGGUAGUGGAGGUAUGUCAAGAACCACGAUCUUUUAUUGUUAAAGGUGAAGACGGAACUGUAAGUCGUCGAAAUCGCCAACAUAUUUUGAACAUAGAUCCGAAUUCGAAUACGCCUAAUAUUAAAAAGCCUGGUUCAACUGAAAAUGACAUUCAAUCAAGUUAUAAAAAUAACCCGGAAUCAAAUAAUAACGAAUUUUUAACAAAAGAAUACAAGACUCGUUUUGGAAGGAAGGUAAUACCACCUGAUAAACUUAGUUACAACCAUACAUAAAAAUACAUGUAAGAGAUACUCAAUUUGUAGUUUUAAAUUAAUACAUUAUUUUGCUUUUGAAUAUUAUUAAAUAAUUUUGAAUAAUUUAAACUUUUAUCUAAAAAACCGUUAUACUUAAAUUUAAUAGUUAUAAUUAGUAUUAUUAUUGUUAAAAAGGGAGAUGUUGUAUACUUAUACUUAUACUAUGAUGCUAUAUAUAAACCUGUAUAUAACCUAGUUAAGUAUAUACCUAUUGUCAUUAUAGUUAGUAAGAUUUAGACCUUCAUCGAAUAAAGACCUUUCUUCUAUACCCAGUAUACUUAAA
Molecule: messenger RNA, 1382 nt
Organism: Eupeodes corollae
Lineage: Eukaryota; Metazoa; Arthropoda; Insecta; Diptera; Syrphidae
Exons: 2
Coding region: 88-564 (158 amino acids)
Source: RefSeq, a predicted model, not a curated record